Messenger RNA from Coregonus sp. 'balchen', 1338 nucleotides. The record is from the annotation of a GenBank genome assembly. NCBI's taxonomy places the organism in Eukaryota, Metazoa, Chordata, Actinopteri, Salmoniformes, Salmonidae.
AUGGAGAGCUUGGAACACACGGACCUUUUAAAUCCAAGCUCUUCCCACGGACACCACAGUUUUUCAGCCUCCCAUGAGAGAGUGACAAACGGUGAACACAUAUUCGGAGCUGCCGAGCUUCACCCUUUCCAAACCAACAUGGGACUAAAUGGACUGAACGGCUACUGCCAGGGCAUGGCGCCGGUUGGGAGCGCCACCGCCGCGGAAUUACUUUCAAGUCUGGCUUCGAAAACAAGCUCUUCUGGCAUCACGGUUUUAAAGAAACAGACGAAUACUGGGCUGCCGUUCUAUAACGGCGGGAUCGUGUCUCCGUCCGCAACCAUUGAGGGCAUCCACAGUGGGGUUUUGGCGCAAACUCCCAACGGUAACCCUCCGCAAGUGAAGGGGGUGGGGGAGACACUGAAUGGCCUUGCGCAACCCCUCGGCAACAGAGCAAGCCUCAUGGAGAACGGGGACAGAACACAACAUGAGAAAUGUGCUCUUCUGGUGAAGAGGGCCAAUGGUGACCCACGGGUCAAACAGCUGCACCAUCGGAAGCGGAGAGGCGAGGAGAACCGGGUCAUGGGUUCGGAGACGCCCAAAGGUUGUGGCUUGUCAGUGGGGUCAGGUUUAGGAUCUCUAGGUAUGAUGGCCUAUGGACCAGGCGAGUCGAUAACCCCGGACUGCAAACGGAGACGAGUGGCGGAGAGCGACGUUCACAAAGCGGAGCCCUCCAAACCCGGCAAGGCUGUCCUCCCGCUUGCUGGCAACGGCGACAACAGCAUCAACAAUAACCAUAGCAACCACAACCACUGCGCCACCCCUCACCUCCCUUUGUCCACCCCUCACAACAACAAGCUGCACCACAAUGGACACAAUGUGACGCUGCUGGGCCCCGGGGUUGUUCCAGGCCAGACGUCCCCGGUGGAGGCCAACGUCAUCCAGUCUCUACUGUUACCGGCCGGGGCGGGCUGGUCGGCGGAGCGUAUCGCACAGCAGUACAUCGUGCCCUGUAUGAAUUCCUACGGUAUCUGUGUGAAGGACAGUUUCCUGGGGCCGCGGCUGGGUGAGUCGGUGCUGGGCGAGGUGGAGCGUUUGAACCGCAGCGGGAAGUUCCAGGGGGGUCAGCUGGUCAGCCAGAGGAGCAUCCCCUCGCGGAGUAUCCGCGGAGACCAGAUCGCCUGGGUGGAGGGGCACGAGCCGGGGUGCGAGGGCAUCGCCAUGCUGAUGGCACACGUUGACGAGGUCGUGAUGCACAGCGCUGCCAACGGGAAGCUGGGGGACUGUGUCAUCAAUGGACGCACCAAGGUGAGGGAACAGGGAGGGUGGGGGAGGACCGAGGGGCAGGGUAGCAGGUAG